AUGAAAAAUUUGAUUGUAAUAAUAUUUGCGUUCCUUGUGUGUCAAGCUAACGCUUUCCGCCCAAUCCUUCUUCUAGGCAACCAGAAUCUGAUAGAGAGAACUUGCAAGCAAACACCCUUCUAUGAUCUUUGCAUUUGGUCCCUCAAAUCAAACCCCGAAAGCCGUGACGCCAGCGUGAAGAAGCUAGCUCAGAUCAUGGUGGAUUCACUCAAAACUAAAGCAACCGAGACACUUGAUCUAAUCGACGAGCUACUACAGGAUGGACUUGCCCUUGACCCUGAAAUGCAGAAGGCCUUAACAUCUUGCGCUGAACGCUAUAACGUGAUUAUAAGGGGAGAUGUACCUGAGAUCAACGAAGCUCUCAAGACGGGUGACUACAAGUUUGCAGCGAAAGGCGCCAAUGAUGCAGCCAUAGAGGCCAAUUCUUGUGAAAUAGAGUUCCCUACUAAAUCACCGCUGACUGAUAUGAACAAAGUGGUGCAUGAUGUAUCCGUCGUUGCGGCUUCCAUUGUCAAGAUAAUACAAACUAAGUUUUCCUUUUGAUGUGAUCAAGAUGAUUCCCAUCUUGUUCUUUUAUCCUUAUCGAUGAAAUAAAUUUUAUUUAUUUUUUUAGUA
Molecule: messenger RNA, 615 nt
Organism: Gossypium raimondii (Peruvian cotton)
Lineage: Eukaryota; Viridiplantae; Streptophyta; Magnoliopsida; Malvales; Malvaceae
Product: cell wall / vacuolar inhibitor of fructosidase 1
Exons: 1
Coding region: 1-543 (180 amino acids)
Biological process (GO): negative regulation of catalytic activity
Molecular function (GO): enzyme inhibitor activity
Source: RefSeq, a predicted model, not a curated record